AUGAACAGAGACACCUUCAUACGACGAGAUUCGAUAGACAUAAUAAAAGCAGAAAAAAAACCGACACGACAAAGAUGUCAAAUCAGAAAUGGCAGGAAUCUAUCUAUCUAUCUCCAUAUAUUUAUCUAUCUAUCUAUCUAUCUAUCCAUCUAUAAUCAGUUUUCUCUUCAGGAUUUCAUCUAUCUAUCUAUCUAUCUAUCUAUCUAUCUAACGCAGUCUCUUCAGUAUUAUCUAUCUAUCUAUCUAUCUAUCUAUCUGUCUAUCCAUCUAUCAAUCUAUCGUUCAUUAUUCACUAUCUAUCUCAUCUAUCUAUCUAUUAUCUUCCUUAUCUGUUUUAAACAUGAUCAAUAUCAUCAUUCUAUAUAUUUAUAUAUCUAUCUAUCUAUAUAUCUAUCUAUUUAUCUAUCGUUCUAUUAUUCAUUAUUCACUAUCUAUCUAUCUAUCUAUUAUCUAUCUAUCUAUCUAUCUAUCCUGUUCUUUUCAAAAUACAUUUUUUCUCUUUAUAAUCUAUCUAUCUAUCUAUCUAUCUAUCGUUCAUUAUUCACCAAUUAUCUAUCUAUCUAUCUAUCUAUCUAUCUAUCUAUCUAUCUAUCCUAG
Messenger RNA from Acanthosepion pharaonis, 597 nucleotides. NCBI's taxonomy places the organism in Eukaryota, Metazoa, Mollusca, Cephalopoda, Sepiida, Sepiidae. The record is from the annotation of a GenBank genome assembly.